Messenger RNA from Drosophila willistoni, 2451 nucleotides. It is a transcript of the gene Tdrd3, whose product is annotated as tudor domain-containing protein 3. Gene Ontology annotation, biological process: mRNA processing. Bases 59 to 2290 code for a protein of 743 amino acids. Lineage: Eukaryota; Metazoa; Arthropoda; Insecta; Diptera; Drosophilidae. Gene Ontology annotation, cellular component: nucleus; cytoplasm. The record is from RefSeq and is a predicted model, not a curated record. The transcript is spliced from 3 exons. Gene Ontology annotation, molecular function: protein binding; RNA binding.
CAUCUUCUGGCAACCCUAAGUGUUUGCAAGAAGGAAAGAAAAUUUGUUUCAUGAAAAAAUGGAAUUGAGCAGGAAGUUAAAAGAAAGCGGCUGGUACCUCACAGAGGAUGGUUUAAAAGCUCUGGUCGCCGUUGUGGGCAGUGAAGAUCCUGAGAAAAUUAUUUUGGAGGCACUAAAUAGAGAUAUACGUGAUAUAGGAGGAGGGGCGUUAUCAAGUCAAAAGCGCGAAGACAAUUUCUUACCUGGUCGCGUAGUGCUCCAAGUUCAACGAGUCCGCAAUGUAGCAGCACCCAAGUGCAAUGAGGAGUCAAAGGCGGCACCGCGUCUACUGCAGAUGGACCUUAGCGAUGGUCAGUCCUUGAUACAAGCUGUGGAGCUGGAAUCAGUGCCCAGUCUGAAUCUUAAUGUGGCUCCAGGGACUAAAAUCUAUUUUAAGGCAGAAAAACUGCAACUUCUGCAGGGAUUCCUUCUAUUACGUGCACCGGACCUGCAACUGCUGGGCGGUCGCGUGGAACCUUUGUAUGAAAAAUGGGAUGUGGCCAGAACUAUGUUAAAAUACGCCCGCAGUGGAAGACCCAUAAGUGGGGCAUCAGCUCCACCGCCUUGGGUGGCUUUUGGAAAGAAAAUUGAUACCACAAACGAUAAGAAUUUCAAAAGUCUCAAUCCCAUGGGAGACAAAGACAAGCCAGCCAAGGAGAACGAAGAAUUCAACGCCAUGAGGAGUGAAGCUAUUGCCACAGCCACCAAAGCGGGGGGCAAGAAGGUCUUUGGCGGUGGAGGCCAAAAUAUCGUCGAUCAUAAUAUCAAAAAAAUUUUGGACAAGGGAUACACUGAAGAAGAAGCUCGGAAUGCCCUGCACUCAACUAGGAAUAACUUGGAGCGGGCAUUGUUUAACCUUAAACGACGCAAGGAUGCUGGCAAUUCUGGCGAAAUCCCAACUAAAGGCGCGGUAGGCCGUUUAGAACGUUCCGGUCGGGAGAGCAAGCGUAGUAACAAAGAUGAGGCCGAGGCUGCCAAACCGGCGGCAAAUGCUACUCUCUUCGACUUUCUCACAAAUAAGUUACCGCCGUCUGGUGAAACUCCUUCAAAAAUUGAGACACCAACUGUUUCCAUUUGUACCACCCGCACUAGAAAUUCCGCCACCGUCAGUAGCUUAAAACCACAAUAUUCUACAGAUACUAAAACAACAACGGUUAAUUUGGCGUCGGUAAAUAAGCUUCCCGAGCGUUCUCGGUUCGAAAACAAUGUUUCAAGCAGUUUUGCUGCACAUCAGGGCGGUGGGCAUACAACAUCUUCCCGUGGUGGACGACGCGACAGAGACCGAGAGCGAUUGCCUAGAGGCGGGGAGAAGGAAAGAGCUUCAUCAAAUUCAUAUAACAACACACAUUCACGAAAAUCGGAACCAUUAAAAAGUUCUAGGCCCGAAUUCCCCUCAAAAGUUGAGCCAUACGCAAAAAACGAUUCGGAAAGGCGUCUUAAUAAUAAUCAUCGAGGGGGCUUGUCACGACAAGAAAACGGAAAUAGAAAGCGCCAGCCGAAUAGUAAUAAUGGACCUAGUGUUCCAAGAGCUCAAAAUGCUAGCGAAGAUUUUGCCAACAAGUUGAGUAAAAUCACCGAAGAGACGGCAAAUCUAAAGAUUAAUCCGACCAAAAGAGAGAAUAGGCGAAAGCCGGGCGGUAGUGGAGGCGGUGGAAACUCAUCGAAUCGGCAGCACGUGGAACCACUACAGCUACAAACAUCUCUUCUCAAACCGGAAAAGCCUCAAUCUCAAUUUACACAACGACAACAACCAAAUCCCAGACAAAGUUCCAGUUAUAGUCAAUUGCCUAAUGGUUAUACCUAUGAUCCUAGCAAGAUUAUGGGAUUUCAAAGCAAGGAAACCAAUGAGUUUGCCAUGAGUCUUUUAAAAAGUCAAGGGGUCAGCUUGGCGUCAUCUCCUGCGCCCCAUAUACCUGGUUGCAAUCUUCAACAACCGCCGCUGCCGCAAAAUUUCGGCAUGACGCCAGGUAACGGAUGGCUUUGGAAAUCUGGUGACCUUUGCAUGGCCAAAUAUUGGGAUGAUGGACGCUACUAUGAGGCUGAGAUAACGGCCGUUUCGGAAAAAACUUGUGUGGUCUUCUUCCUCGGCUAUGGCAACCACGAAGAGGUUCUGAAAUCCGAUAUCUUGCCGUUAACAGAUUCACAAAGUCGUCCCUUAAGCAAUAUAUCACAUUCACAGUCAAGAUUUCGGGGUGAUCGUCAAGCUCAGCAGCAACAAGUAUAUGUCCCGCCGCACAAGAGGGAGCAUUAAGGUCUGUUAGACCAUAUAAAACAAAAAAAAAACUGCAAAAUAUUUAUGUAUUCGUCAAUCAAUUGGAAAGAAUGUUUCAAUUCAUUAGCCACAAAGUGAAAGUUUUUCAAUUGAAAUGGUUGAGUCUAAAGAAUCCCAAAUAAAAUAUAUAUAGAAAAACA